CGUUGGCAGCUCUGUGUUUCCCCUCGAUUUUCCUUCAAGUUCCCCUACUCAGCAUUUUUCUUAUAAGAAUCAAAGCUCCAGCAAUAUUCAAAUUGGUCUAUUAACACAUUCUUUCUCAUCAAAGUGCAAAAAUUAAUAUUAAAUUUACUACAGUUGUGUUUCCAGCGCCAACAUAUCCGUGGGAAAUUCGGGAAUUUUCCGCUGAGUGUCUGGUUAGUUGCAUGAAUGCCCAACGUGGUGGCGCCACUGUCGACUCCAAAAGACAAAUGGCGUCUGUUGAGUGAUUGGUGGUGAAGAAAAUAAGAUUUUCCACAGCAAAAGACAUUUCAAACUGGGCUGAAAACACGGGAGUGUGGAAAAUUAGCAAGUGUGUUAUCAAGUGCAUGUGUUAGUUGGUGUUACAGAAGGUGGAAAGUGUGUUGUUUGAGAGUGCUUCCAUCGACGCUCAACCUUUGUUUGUUUUGUCAACAUUGCGCCCCCGCAAUGGAGUCCGUGAGCUGACUGUGGCGUGUUUGUAAGGAUCUGUACAGUCGGGAGUAGCAUGGAGGACUCCCAGGGACUUUCUGAUGGUGAACGGCGGGAGGAGCUGAAAGAUGCAGAGAAGCUCCUGGAUGACUCGAAUUCCAGUAUUGACUCCUCUUCCUCUUCGAGUAACGAUGAUUCAGACAGUGACAGCGACACAGACUCGCAGAUAUCUUCCAUCUCGGACAUCCUGCAGCUGGCAAUUGAUCCAGCAUCCCGGAGUUGGAUACAGAGUCAGCUGCUCUCGGGCGCGAGUCCGCGGGCCAUUCUCGGCGGCCUGCUCGGGAGCGACAGCGCCGCUCUUCCGGACGGCCUCUGCAGCAUGUCGCUGUGGUACAUCAUCUCAUUUCUGUCGCAAUCCUCAGUCAAGCGUCCGAAGCUGAGUCACAUCAACACGGUGACGGAUGUGGUGCGUCUCAUGCGACAGUCGAAGCGCGUGAUUGUGCUCACUGGCGCUGGCGUGAGCGUCUCCUGCGGCAUCCCGGACUUCCGGUCACGUGACGGCAUCUACAGGCGUCUGGCGGCAGACUUUCCUGAUCUCACCGAGCCGCAGGCCAUGUUCGACAUUAGCUACUUCUCGCGCGACCCGCGCCCUUUCUACCGCUUCGCGCGCGACAUCUACCCAGGGCAGUUCGAGCCGAGUCCCUGUCAUCGCUUCAUUCGACACCUGGAGCGUUGCGACCGCCUGCUGAGGAACUACACGCAGAAUAUUGACACGCUGGAGAGAGUGGCGGGCAUCGAACGGGUGAUCGAGUGCCAUGGCUCCUUUGGCACGGCAUCCUGCACGAGAUGCAGGGAUCGGGUGCCCUCGAGCGCAAUCGCUGAGGACAUCAGGGCGCAGCGAAUCCCACUGUGCCGACUCUGUCACCCCGGCGAGGAGUCUCCGUCGGCGGCCGGAGAUCUGCCUCGAGAACUCGUGGCCAGCGGCAUUAUGAAGCCGGAUAUUGUAUUCUUCGGCGAGGGACUGCCCUCGGCCUUCCACGAUGCCAUCAUGACGGACAGGGACGCCUGUGACUUGCUCAUCGUGAUAGGAUCCAGCCUGAAGGUGCGCCCCGUGGCCCUGAUUCCCAGCUCUGUACCGCCGCACGUGCCCCAAAUUCUCAUCAAUCGUGAGCCUCUUCCCCAUAUGCGCUUCGACGUGGAACUCCUGGGCGACUCGGAUGUGAUCAUUGAUCACCUGUGUCAGGAAUUGGGUGGUGAGUGGAAAGACAUCUGCUGGCGUGACACGCGACUCACUGAGAGGCCCGCCGAGGGUGCCACUGUGCACCCACCUAAACUCUCGCCCAGCGGCGAUACCUUGGAUGGCGUGCCUGAGCUCAACCAGGUGGUGCCGGCCGCGCCAUCCUGCCACCGAGACGACUCCGGAAUUGGCGAGUCCAGCAACUCCACGGAUUCUCCUGAGGCCACUUGGAAGCUUCCGGCAGACACCUUCUGUCGCGUCGAGGGCGCCACGUACAUCUUCCCGGGGGCGGAAUACGAGCGACAACCGCUAAAGAGGCGCUCGGCGGAGGCCGUCCAGGAGGAGAGCGAGCUGGCGGCCAAGCAGCCGCGACUGUGA
Molecule: messenger RNA, 2080 nt
Organism: Phlebotomus argentipes
Lineage: Eukaryota; Metazoa; Arthropoda; Insecta; Diptera; Psychodidae
Gene: Sirt1
Product: NAD-dependent histone deacetylase sirtuin-1
Exons: 4
Coding region: 542-2080 (512 amino acids)
Molecular function (GO): NAD+ binding
Source: RefSeq, a predicted model, not a curated record